Molecule: messenger RNA, 492 nt
Organism: Stegodyphus dumicola
Lineage: Eukaryota; Metazoa; Arthropoda; Arachnida; Araneae; Eresidae
Source: RefSeq, a predicted model, not a curated record
AUGAAGUCUGUUUGCCUUGGAAGGAUAGUCAUCGGAAUCUUGGAGAUAAUAAAGAUAAAUGGAUUUCUUCAAGAUAAUAAAGAUAAAGCUGAAAAAAGACUUUUCGCCAAUACACGAAGACUGCAGAAGAGGGGAUAUUUCGAAGAGUAUGAUCGUAUUAUUAAACGCUGGCACGAGGAAGGUAUAAUUGAAAUAGUCCCGAAUAAUAGUGAUACUGGUCACUAUUUAUCUCAUCAAACAGAAAUCAAGGAUUCCAUUCUGACUACGAAAGUGCGACUCGUAUUUGAUGCAUACUUGAAGGAUGAAAAUGGGAAUUCUUUGAACGCUUGCCUCGAAAAGGGACUGAGUUUAAUAGAAAUGCUUCCAAAACUUUUGAUGCAAUUCCGGCAGCAUGCAAUUGGUGUUACUGCCGAUACAAAGAAAGCUUUCUUACAAAUCAAUUUGUAUGCUAGAGACAGAGACUUUUUGAAAUUCCUGUGGUGUAAAGAUUAA